GGAUCCUGAACGACGGGCGACCAUAAUUUGAUCUCGGAAGAUAAAGAUAAUAAGAUCACACAGGGCUAUUAUUUUUAUAAUCUUGUCCGCUCGAUUCCUGCUCGAAUGUGCUCAAUCGCUCACUAGCUAUCAGAUGCUACCUAGGUUCUUUCGUUAGGUUCGAUAGCUUAUUUUUUGGGACCUUGGCUUCCCAAGAUGCGUUCCCUGUUGAUUGCUUUAUUUUCUGCGCCCUUGAUUGUGCUGGCCAAAACCAUAGAACGAGAGUGGAACAUCACUUGGGUGUCUGCUGCACCUGAUGGCUACACGCGCCCGGUCAUUGGGAUUAACGGCCAAUGGCCAUGUCCGGAGCUGCGUGCAGCAAAGGGCGACAAGAUCAUCGUGACGAUCAACAACAUGCUCGGAAACCAGUCGACUGGUUUACACUGGCAUGGCAUUCACCAGAGGGGAACGCCGCAAAUGGACGGUGCCAGCGGUAUCCAUCAAUGUCCUGUACCACCUGGCUCCUCAUUCACGUACGAGUGGACAGCUGAACAAGCUGGGACAUACUGGUACCACUCACACAACGAUGCCCAGUAUCCCGAUGGUCUGUGGGGGCCUCUCAUCAUUGAGGAUGACUGUUAUCCGUUCGAGUAUGAUGAAGAAAUUGUCAUGACGCUUACUGAUUGGUACCACGAGCAAGCCCCUGAUCUUGUAGCGCUCUAUCAGUCGAAACAAGGCGAGGCUGCUGAUGGCACACCUGUUCCUUCUGGCGGCGCACUCAUCAAUACUGGAAAGAAUGUCACAAUUUCAGUCAAGCCCGACACUACAUAUCUUAUUCGCAUCAUCUGUCCAGGCAGUUAUCCUGGACACGCAUGGGUGUUUGACGGCCACAAUCAAACCACGGUUGCCAUUGAUGGUGUAUACACUAAGCCCGCUCAAGUCAAUCUUGGAGGCAACCUCACCCGUAUUGCUCCAGGACAGCGCCAAGAUGUCCUCAUUCGCACGAAAAGUGAGACGGACAAGAACUAUGCUAUCUGGGACACUAUGGAUGUGAACAUGCUGUUCAUCAACAAGGGCAUCAUCCCGCCGCCGGCUAACUACAAUCCGAACGUAACUGCAUGGCUUGUCUACAACGAAAGUGCGCCUCUUCCAGACCCUCCAGUCUUCCACGAAAUCAGCAACUCCAACUUUUGGGAUGAUUGCGACUAUGAGCCUCUCGACGGAACACCGCUUCUUGAACCGGUUGACCAUCAAAUUAUCAUGGACAUCAAUGCUGCGAACAUUUCUGGAAUCUCGCGAUUCGUAAUUAACAAUGAGACGUAUCUCAUGCAGAAUGUUCCUUCGCUAUAUUCAGCGCUAACUACCGGUGAUGAUGCCUCAAAUCCAGAAGUGUACGGACAGGUCAACCCUUUUGUCCUGAAGUACGGCGAAGUCGUUGAGAUUGUCAUAAAUAAUCUGAACACGAACCUUCACCCGUGGCACAUGCACGGUCGCCAGUUCCAGCUGCUCGAUCGCCCAGACCCAGGUUGGGGCAAGUUCAACGGCACGUACCGCCCUGGCUAUCCACACGCGUCGCCGGCCAUUCGUGACACCAUCAUGGUGCAAGACAACAGCUGGGCCGUGAUCCGUUUCCGUGCGGACAAUCCUGGUGUCUGGCCUUUCCACUGCCACAUCGAGCUACAUGUAAGUAGUGGGUUCACCGCGACCAUGAUUGAGGCUCCAGAUCACCUUCGCGCCAUGAACAUCACAAUCCCGGAGGACCACAUUGCAGCGUGCAAGGCAUUCCCGAUGAAGUACCAGGGUAAUGCGGCAGGCAAUACAGUUAAUGCGCUCGACUUGAGUGGAUCGAAUACGCAGGUUCCAGCCGUCGACUAUGGUGCCAUGUAUCCCCCUGGAACACCUCCUUCGAGUCGAUAAUGGGGGAAGGUGCUGUGUUUUUAUGUAAUAGCCUCUUCGCGUAAUAAAAAGCAUAUGCAAUGGUUUCUGAGAAUGAAAUUCAUAUGAGC
This is a messenger RNA of Verruconis gallopava, 1985 nucleotides long. RefSeq lists its product as uncharacterized. Lineage: Eukaryota; Fungi; Ascomycota; Dothideomycetes; Venturiales; Sympoventuriaceae. Gene Ontology annotation, molecular function: ferroxidase activity; copper ion binding. The record is from RefSeq and is a predicted model, not a curated record. Gene Ontology annotation, biological process: reductive iron assimilation; cellular response to iron ion starvation. Gene Ontology annotation, cellular component: high-affinity iron permease complex. The transcript has 3 exons. The coding region runs from base 196 to 1896 and encodes 566 amino acids.